This is a messenger RNA of Ornithorhynchus anatinus (platypus), 1439 nucleotides long. It is a transcript of the gene LMO3, whose product is annotated as LIM domain only 3. The transcript has 4 exons. The record is from RefSeq and is a predicted model, not a curated record. Gene Ontology annotation, molecular function: transcription coactivator activity; DNA-binding transcription factor binding. Gene Ontology annotation, biological process: positive regulation of transcription by RNA polymerase II. Bases 633 to 1070 code for a protein of 145 amino acids. Gene Ontology annotation, cellular component: nucleus. Lineage: Eukaryota; Metazoa; Chordata; Mammalia; Monotremata; Ornithorhynchidae.
CCUUUUUGCGGGCGAGAGCGCGCGGACCGCGUCGGACGUGGAGAUGACCACCUGCGGGCGGCUGGGCCGGUCGGAUGGAUGCGGUGGUCUCCCCGCAUCCCGGGGGACCCCCUCCCCAAGAGAUUGCCAUCCUCCUGGCUCCGGGGCCGCUCGGCUCUAGGAAAGCGAGCCGGAGUUGGCCAAGCCGCAGAGGGAGAAUGGGGGAGGGGGUGACCAGGGGAAGGAGGGAAAGAGAGGAGGGGGUCCUCCGAGCCGUCGCCGAGAGCCGCUGAUCACCUUUUUUUCCCGCCACUUCCCACUGCGCCUCUCGGGUGGGGGGAAGAGAUUGCGUCGAGGCGGAGGGGCAAUUGUGCGAGGCCGGAGACCCCUGCGUUUUCAGACCCGAGGACCCUCCGAGCACACCUGUAGCUGCGAGGCCAACAGCGGGCAUCCUCUAGGACCUCAUUAUUUUUCAACUUCAAGAAUAGCCCCCCCACCGGUUUCUGGUCUUAUUUUUCCUCCCCCACCUCCCUCCAAACAAUGCCUCUUUCUGACCUUUCUCAAGGAGAAGAGCGACACGGCAGCCUUCUGCGUUGAUUUCUGCCUCCUCAUCCCCCCCACCCUUUGCAUCGCUUAAUUGAGAAGGUAUACAAAUGCUCUCGGUCCAGCCAGACACGAAGCCGAAAGGUUGUGCUGGCUGCAACCGGAAAAUCAAGGACCGCUACCUUCUCAAAGCCUUGGACAAGUACUGGCAUGAGGAUUGCCUGAAGUGCGCUUGCUGUGACUGCCGUCUGGGAGAGGUGGGAUCCACUCUCUACACCAAAGCCAAUCUCAUCCUGUGUCGCCGGGACUACCUCAGGUUAUUUGGCGUGACGGGGAACUGCGCCGCCUGUAGCAAGCUGAUCCCGGCGUUCGAGAUGGUGAUGAGAGCCAAGGAUAACGUCUACCAUUUGGACUGCUUCGCCUGCCAGCUGUGUAAUCAGAGAUUUUGUGUGGGAGACAAAUUUUUCCUCAAAAACAACAUGAUCCUUUGCCAGACAGACUAUGAGGAAGGAUUAAUGAAAGAAGGAUACGGGCCUCAAGUGCGUUGAAUCCCGAAGACUCCCGGAAGACGAAACGCUCCAUCUUUUUAUCUCUCUUCGCUCUCCAUGUACAUAGGAAUUGACCCUGGUAACCACCACAUAGCAUAGCUCUAGAAGGCCGGAUGGUCAAAGGAAAUGAGAGGCGAAGGGCGUCAAUAUGUAAUCAGUUCCAUCCACUUCCGACUUGAAUGUUUAUUAUGAAAAACAAAACAACAAAAAACCCGAAAAGGGGAUGUACAUAUCGCUGUAUUUUUUUGCUUGCCCUUUGUUUUGGUUUUGUUGGUGUGUCACUAGCAUGAGAUGUUUAUUUUGGACUAUUGUACAUAUGAUGUAUUGUAAUAUCUGAAGCACAAAUGUAAUACAGUUUUAUUGUGUUAC